This is a messenger RNA of Macadamia integrifolia, 1358 nucleotides long. RefSeq names its product nudix hydrolase 14, chloroplastic. The record is from RefSeq and is a predicted model, not a curated record. Gene Ontology annotation, biological process: nucleoside phosphate metabolic process; ribose phosphate metabolic process. The coding region runs from base 179 to 1138 and encodes 319 amino acids. Gene Ontology annotation, molecular function: ADP-ribose pyrophosphatase activity; ADP-glucose pyrophosphatase activity. NCBI's taxonomy places the organism in Eukaryota, Viridiplantae, Streptophyta, Magnoliopsida, Proteales, Proteaceae. The transcript has 7 exons.
ACAGCUUUUGUCCACAAGUCUUUAUCAACCAGGAGCUUGAGGGCUUUUGUUUACCCAAAAACAAGCUCGAAGGCUUUAACGCGACUUCAGUUAUUAUGUUCUAGAGAUUCUACGUGUGCAAUUCUUAGUAAAUCGAUUCGGUAAUCACUACCCUGUUGGCUUUGUAGAACCUGAAGGUAUGAUGACGAUAAAGCUUCUUCAUUGUUUGAGGCUCUGUUCCUCUCCUCGGGCUCCCUCUGCCCUCCAUCCAUUAUCUCAGAAGGUUCGCUACUCAUUCUCAUCUCUAUUGCAUAGGAGAAGAAUUAGGAUCUGUACAAAAAUGUCAGCGGAGGAACACUCGCCUCUCAGCCACCCUAUCAGCCUGGCCGUGCCUGCACGAGAAGGAAUAGGAGAACCUCUCCAGAUAAUUGCAGCGCCUGGGAUCACUCAAAAUGAAUUCAGGGAUGCUAUUGAAUCCUCUUUGUUCAAGCAAUGGUUGAAAAACAUGCAAAGUGAAACUGGUAUUUUAGCUCAAGGAGAUAUGUCUUUGAAAAGUGUACUUAUUCAGGGAGUAGAUAUGUUUGGAAAACGUGUUGGUUUUCUAAAGUUCAAAGCAGAUGUUAUUGACAUGAAAACUGGGAAGAAGGUUCCAGGUAUCGUAUUCUCACGAGGACCAGCUGUUGCUGUGCUAAUCCUUUUGGAUUCAGAGGGUGAAACUUAUGCUGUAUUGACAGAGCAGGCCAGGGUUCCAGUUGGGAGGCUUGUUUUAGAAUUGCCAGCUGGAAUGUUGGAUGAUGACAAGGGUGAUUUUGUUGGCACAGCAGUUCGUGAGGUAGAGGAGGAGAUUGGUAUACAUUUAAAUGUGGAAGACAUGGUUAACCUGACGGCCUUCCUGGACCCAUCAACUGGGAGCAGGGUUUUUCCUUCGCCAGGUGGAUGUGAUGAGGAAAUUAGCCUUUUCCUAUAUAGGGGGCAUGUCAACCUAGAGGUCAUUACAGCACUGCAGGGAAAGGAAACGGGUCUUCGUGAUCAUGGGGAGCUGAUUAAAGUGCAUGUAGUUCCCUAUAAGAAGCUGUGGCGUGCCACACCUGAUGCAAAGGCUCUAAUGGCAAUUGCCCUAUAUGAGAUGGCCAAGAGAGGAGGGCUUCUUCCUUCCUGAGUCUUUUACCUGAUUUCCCCAGCCUCUGCAUCUGUUUUUGUUAGAAAUUAUAUCCGGUGCUUCAUGACUACACAGCUUCUCUCAUUUUCUUUAUCUAAUGCGUAUCAAUUAAAAUGUCAUUUAUCUUAAUUUAGUAAACAAUGAAUAUUAAUCUGUAGUUUUGAUCUCCUAUUCUGAUCUUGAUAAUAUCCUGUUAAACAUGAUAGAACGUUGUCUCCAA